AUGGAGGUGUUUGCUCUUAUAUCCAUGUGUGCUACCGCAAAAGAGGCGUGGGAUGUGCUGAUGAGUACGUAUGAAGGAAAUUCUAAAGUCAAGAAACAACGUCUUCAACAAUUAGCCACCAGAUUUGAAGAGUUAAAGAUGGACGAGAACGAGACAAUCAGUAUUUUUCAUGGCAAAAUCCUUGCUAUUGCCGACGAGAGUUUCUCACUUGGUGAGAAAAUUUCUGAAGAGAAACUGGUGAGAAAGGUGAUGCGCGCUUUACCAGAGAGAUUCGAUUACAAAAUUGCUGCUAUUGAUGAAGCUAGAGAUGUGUCUGAUAUGAAGCUGGAAGAACUCAUUGGAUCGUUGAGGACGUUUGAGAUGAAUCUGAGAUCUGAGAAAACUGGGAAAGGGAAGAGUAUUGUCUUUGUUGCUGAUUUCGGGAAUAGCAAAAAGAAUUCUACAGAAUUUGACUCUGAUGACUUGGUUGAAUCGUUUGCUACAUUCACCAAGAUUUUUGGUAAAGCCUUCAACAAAUUCAAGAAGAAGAAUGGCGGCAACAAGGGAUUUCAGAAUGCCAAGAAUUUUCAUCCUUCUCAAAGUAAGAAUGAACGUGGAUUAGAAUACAGAUCAGGAAUUCAAUGCCACGAAUGUCAUGGGUAUGGUCAUAUUAAAGCCGAGUGUGCCAACACAUCAAAGAAGCAGAAUAAAUCCUUCAAUGCUUCUCAAAGUGAUGAUGAAACGGAUGACAGUGGGAGCGAUUCAGAGGAUGAACCGAUUGCUCUUCUAAGCUCUACUGAUCUUUCUAAGAAGGAGGAGAUUGAGGAUGAUCCUUUGAAACUUGAGACUGAUUCUGACACUGAAGAGAAAACUGUUGCUUAUGCUGCGAAAGUGGAGGAAGUUUCUGCCAAAGUCUCUCUGGACGUUGCUACUAUGGAAGAGACUGAAAGUGACAAUGAGGAACUUGAUGAAAGCUACCUGGAGAAAAAUUAUGAGAUGAUUUAUAAGAAAUGUUUGGCGGUGCUGGAAUUAAACAAGUCUCUAUCAAUGCAACUUAAUGAUGUUUCUAGAGAACGCGAUAAUUAUAAGGGGAUGUAUGAGAUGCAAAAGACAGAACUUGACAUUCUUAAGCAGACCAUGGAAUCGAAGAUGGGAGAAUUGGAACAUCAACAGAAGCUGGUUAAGAUGAUGAAUUCAGGAACAAACAAGCUCGAUGAAAUUCUGGAUAAUGGACAAUGUUCUGGAAACAAGGCAGGUUUGGGAUUUCAAGGAAAAGGUUGGGUUCCUAAAAAUGAUGGUGUCAAAAGUAAUGAUAUCCCAACCAAAGAAGCAAAUCGUCCACCUCCUCAAAACACUCACAGGCCAGCGACUUAUAGAAAUCUGCCGCCUAAGAAGAAUCAUAAUCGAGCCUUUAUUCCUACAUGUCACUAUUGUGGAAGGCGCGGGCAUAUCAGACCUAGAUGUCGUUUCUUUCUUCGUGACAUCAAGAUCAACAUGAGAAACUCUCAAAACCAUCGACCAAGGAUGAACAGAAGCUAUGUGGCUCAAAAUUCAUUGGGGUAUGAAUUUCAACACUCAUGGCAUCUGGAUAGUGGUUGUUCUAAUCAUAUGACAGGAGAUGCAAAAUAUCUUGAAGAUAUUCAUGCUGUGGCAGAUGAAGAAGUCACUUUUGGAGAUGGUGUUCUGGCGAAAGUUAUUGGAAAAGGGACUUUAAAUGUUCCAGGUAUGCUGAAGCUUAAGAAUGUUAUGCUUGUCAAUGGUUUAAAAGCUAAUUUAAUCAGCAUUAGUCGGCUUUGUGAUAUUAAAAUGAGUGUUAGCUUUGACAAGGAUAAAUGCAUUGUGAAGAAUGGUGAGACAAUGUUUAUAACUGGAAAGCGUUCAAGUGAUAAUUGUUAUAUUGUCUCAACUAACAACUCACACUUCAAGGCCUACACAGAUCCUACAGAAUCUUGGCAUCAAAGACUUGGGCUCUGCAUCUUAUGA
Salvia miltiorrhiza (redroot sage) is the source of this 1962-nucleotide messenger RNA. RefSeq lists its product as uncharacterized. The transcript has a single exon. Gene Ontology annotation, molecular function: nucleic acid binding; zinc ion binding. Bases 1 to 1962 code for a protein of 653 amino acids. The record is from RefSeq and is a predicted model, not a curated record. Lineage: Eukaryota; Viridiplantae; Streptophyta; Magnoliopsida; Lamiales; Lamiaceae.